Molecule: messenger RNA, 371 nt
Organism: Thlaspi arvense
Lineage: Eukaryota; Viridiplantae; Streptophyta; Magnoliopsida; Brassicales; Brassicaceae
Source: the annotation of a GenBank genome assembly
AUUUAACUUUUCCCAAAAAAUAUCAAAAUAUAAAUGAGGUGAACCGAAAGAAAAUGGUUUCUAUCAAGCAUUUCUUCCUCCUGUUUAUUUGCUUUAGUGCCCUCUUGACCUCAGGACUAGCGGGAGCAUCUCCAUCGGUUGAUUGCAAUCCCGAUUUUACUAACAAAGAUUGCGAUAGACAAUGUAAGAAGAAUGGUAGUUCAGGAGGUCAUUGUGGACCUGAUUUAGCCGAACCACGUUUACAGAUGUGUUUCUGCAAUGAUAUUUAAUUUAAAUGGCUUAAUAAAGCAUAAAAUUGAUAAUAAUGAAAGUUUCGGAUAUGUAUUAUUCAUCUGCAUUUUAAUAAAUAAUUUAAUAUCAUCUUAUACUCU